Rhagoletis zephyria (snowberry fruit fly) is the source of this 2331-nucleotide messenger RNA. RefSeq lists its product as uncharacterized. Lineage: Eukaryota; Metazoa; Arthropoda; Insecta; Diptera; Tephritidae. The record is from RefSeq and is a predicted model, not a curated record.
UCGCUCUUCUAUGUACGCUGGCUAACUCACGGCUGCUACUGAGUAGCUAGAUGUAAUGUGCUUUGCUUUCUGUAAUUACUAUAUACAAAUGCUCUAACAUAUGCACAUACAUAUGUAUGUAUGUGCACACUUUACAGCGAUAGCCGCCAAAGCAAAAGCAAACAACGUCGUCGUGGGACUAUGCUUCUUAGUUUCGACAUUCAGUACUUUUGAACACUUGACGGCGUCGAUAGGCUCUAGGAGAGGUGUUUAUCGUGCGAAGUUCUGCAGUUUUCCAAAAAUUCAGUUUAAAAAAUUAUUGAAAUAAAAAAAUAUUUUUAAAGUUCCGAAAGAAGAUAAAAUACAAAUACAUACAUAUAUUAGUGCGAACGAGAAUUUUGUGCGUAGAGCCACUAUUGAAGUUUUCACAUUUUUUCAGCCUUAAGGCUUUUAGCAAAGAGAAUAAAAAUAACAAAAAUUAAAUGAAAUAACAAAGUGCUGUUAUGAAACCGUAAAAGUGUUUUACUUUCAAAGGAUUACCAAUUAAAUUACCACGACCAUUCGAAAUACCUGGUGUUAAACUGCAUUAAGUGUCAAAAGGCAAAAAAGUUUCAACAAAAAGCGAACAAUUUAUUAUUUGAGGCAACUAAUCAGCCAGCCAGCAUAAAAUAGCGCUACAAUGUCCCAACCAUCACAACAUCUACCUCCGCAACCAAUUCCCAUUGCGGUGAUCAAUCGGGCACCACCGCCAAAAACAGCCGCCGAAGAGCGACGUGCGAGCUUUGCGCGACGCGCUGAAAGUUUGGUGGAGCGGAAAUAUCUUGUGAAUACGGACAAAAGUGGCGAAUUGACCGUAACAGUACAGGGCGACUUGACACAACAAGAGAAACGAGCCGUCUUUAUAACAGUCCACGAUCUGGGAUGCAAUCAUAAUUCAUUCCAGGAAUUCGUCAGCAGUCCAUGCAUGACCGAAAUCAAGGAACGUUCUUGUUUCAUACAUAUCGAUGUACCAGGACACGCUGAUAAUGCAGAUCCUUUACCUGACAACUUCCAAUUUCCUUCAUUGCAAACCCUUGGCGAGGAUCUCAUCACUGUUUUGGACUUUCUACAUGUCAAAUAUGUGAUGGGUCUGGGCGAAGGUGCCGGCGCUAAUGUGCUGGCACGUUUCGGAUUGGCGCAUCCAUCGCGUGUGCUUGGCUUGGUGUUGAUUAAUGCUACCGGCAGCGCAGCAAGCGUUUUGCAAUCCUUCAAAACCAAGCUUAUUCAAUGGAAAAACGAUGAUAUAGCACAAUCGGCUGAAAGCUUUUUGAUGUAUCACAAAUUUGGACAUUUCCAGCAAUUGGUUGGUGAUAAUCCCGACAAGGAAAAAAUUGUCACCGAAUAUCAGAAGCGUUUGCACAGCACUUUGAAUAGCAAAAAUGUGGGACUCUACGUCAAGGCAUUCAUGAGCCGCAAGGAUCUUACAUUGAAGGGCUGCAAGAUUGAUGUCAUCUUAAUCACAGGCAUGUUGAGCCCCUAUGCUUCCAUGGUUGAGAAGUUGCACAAGGAUGUUGAGAAGGAAAAGGUGACCAUUUUGAAAAUAGAGCGUGCAGGCGAUGUAUUAGCUGAUGCGCCCGCCAAAGUGGCACAGUCGAUUUUACUCUUCUGCAAAGGUCAAGGUAUUCUAACCUCUGUCGUUAUGCCUGGUGUUGAUCGUGGACGCGCUUACUCAACCAGUUCGGGUGGCUCCAUGGAUGGACAGAAUGGCUCACGUAAACUUUCACGAGGCAUCUCAAUGGAAGAUUACGAUAAGCCAAAUAUACGCCGAUUGAGUAUUAUUAACAACGAAUCACCAAAGAAAUAAAUGCAAAAACAUAUUUAGUAAAAUAUGUAAUAAAUUGUUGCGUUUUGCUAAAUUGAGUAAAUAUACAUACGUAUAACAAAAAUGUUAGUUUUAAAAUGAUUUUACAAAGUAUGUAAAAAAUAUGCAUACAAACAUAUAUGUGACAAAUACUACAUGAGCAUGCUAAUUAUAGUGCAAAAUUUGGGUUAGCUUAUUUUUUUUUUUAUAAAAAAGCACCAAAAACAAUUUAUUUUAAUUUUGCUUUAUAAUAAUAAUAAGAAAAUUAAAAAUUUACUAGAUAUGAUUUAAGAAAGAAUUAUUAAAAAAAUUAAUUCUUAUGCUAAUAAUAGGAGUUUGCCUCAAGUCUAAAUUGUGCAAUUUCGACAUUAUUCGCAAUUUCAGCUGCACGAUUCUUAAUUUGGCCAAACCAAAACCUGCCAUCCGAAAUUGUAAGUGAAUCCCAAUUUCAAUGAAAUUGUGAAUACAACCCUGAAAAUUGCUUAUUGUGAACAAUAAGAACAUUAGUAAAU